Molecule: messenger RNA, 1453 nt
Organism: Dunckerocampus dactyliophorus (ringed pipefish)
Lineage: Eukaryota; Metazoa; Chordata; Actinopteri; Syngnathiformes; Syngnathidae
Gene: prdm12b
Product: PR domain containing 12b
Exons: 7
Coding region: 68-1249 (393 amino acids)
Biological process (GO): neurogenesis
Cellular component (GO): nucleus
Molecular function (GO): histone methyltransferase binding
Source: RefSeq, a predicted model, not a curated record
GGGAGAGAGAGAGAGAGAGCUAUAAGAGGCUCUUCCUCCUCUUCCACCUCCUCCUCCUCGCCCCGGCAUGGGUUCGGUUCUCCUGGGUUCUCCCGGCCCGGGCCCGGCAAAGGCGCCAUGCGCGAGGCCUCACCUGGCAGAUAUCAUCACGUCCGACGUCGUGCACAGCUUCCUGUACGGACGCUGGAGGCGCGUGCACGGCGAGCAACAGCAGCUCACUCACGAGGACCGCGCGGUGGCGGCGGCGGACACCGCGAGCACGAGCCCCAAAACGGCUUUUACCGCCGAGGUGCUCGCCCAGUCCUUCUCUGGAGAGGUCCACAAGUUGUCCAGCCUGGUUCUUCCCAGCGAGGUGAUCAUCGCCCAAAGCUCCGUUCCAGGGGAAGGUUUAGGAAUCUUCUCCAAGACGUGGAUCAAGGCGGGAACGGAGAUGGGCCCUUUCACGGGCCGCCUGGUGUCUCCUGACCACGUGGACGUGUACAAGAACAACAACCUCAUGUGGGAGGUGUUCAACGAGGACGGCGGCGUGCGGUUCUUCGUGGACGCCAGCCAGGAGGAGCACCGCAGCUGGAUGACGUACAUCAAGUGCGCGCGCAACGAGCACGAGCAGAACCUGGAGGUGGUCCAGAUGGGCAGCGCCAUCUUUUACAAGGCCAUGGAGACCAUCCCCCCAGACCAGGAGCUGCUGGUCUGGUAUGGAAAUUCCCACAAUACCUUCCUGGGGAUUCCUGGCAUUCCGGGAGGAGACGAGGAGCAGGGAAAGAAGAGCAAAACCGAUGACUUCCACCCCUGCGAAAGCUCCGCCUCUUCCUCCGUGUCCUCGGCGGCAGCGGCGGGCCUGGGGCGCAUGCGCUGCGUCAUCUGCCACCGCGGCUUCAACUCACGCAGCAACCUGCGCUCGCACAUGCGCAUUCACACGCUGGACAAGCCUUUCGUGUGUCGCUUCUGCAACCGCCGCUUCAGCCAGUCGUCCACGCUGCGCAACCACGUGCGCCUGCACACGGGCGAGCGCCCGUACAAGUGCCACGUGUGCCAGUCGGCCUACUCGCAGCUGGCGGGCCUGCGGGCCCACCAGAAGAGCGCCAGGCACCGGCCCGCCGCUGCCGCCUCCACUAGGGCACUGGUGGUAGUGGGAGGGGCAUGCGGCGUGCACGAGGACCACUCCCCUCCUGCUCCUCACCCACCGCAGCUGGUGGCCGUGUCUCACCCCGCCUCGCUGGUGCACCACAUCCCUGCCAUGGUGCUGUGAUGCCACAGGAAGUGCUUUCUCCACUGACAGCUAGCACAGCGCUAAAACCUUCUUAAAUGGAGUUAGCAUGAGCCAGCUAAUCUGUCAGCAUAAAGUAUAAAGGCUAUGCUGAAGUGGUAGCCUAGCAUGCUAGUGUUUUGUGUUAUGUCUUUUAUGAAGAUGUGGUGCAUGCUAACGUGUGUAAAUAUACAUGUAUAUCCUAAU